Molecule: messenger RNA, 2439 nt
Organism: Ilex paraguariensis (yerba mate)
Lineage: Eukaryota; Viridiplantae; Streptophyta; Magnoliopsida; Aquifoliales; Aquifoliaceae
Source: the annotation of a GenBank genome assembly
AUGGCCACUAGUGACAAGAAUUACAUGGCAAGGGGCUUCUCGACGCCGCCGCCGACAUGGAAGUCAAGACGAUCGUCGCCAUGGAUUCCUUCGUCUGAAAAGAAGAGAAUUUCGCCUCAGGCCAAAGCUGAUAGUUUCCAUGUGAUUCAUAAAGUCCCCGCCGGUGACUCUCCAUACGUCAAAGCCAAACAUGUUCAGUUGAUAGAUAAGGAUCCAAACAGGGCCAUUUACCUGUUCUGGAAGGCAAUAAACUCUGGUGAUCGAGUUGAUAGUGCGUUGAAAGACAUGGCAGUAGUAAUGAAGCAAUUGAAUCGACCAGAUGAGGCAAUUGAGGCGAUUAGGUCUUUUCGUCAUCUAUGCCUUCCUGAAUCACAAGAAUCUAUUGACAAUUUGUUAGUGGAGCUCUACAAGAGAUCCGGGAGAAUUGACGAACAGAUUGAAAUGCUUCAAGUCAAACUGAAGGACAUUGAAGAAGGUUUAGCCUUUGGUGGAAAAAGGACAAAGAUAGCUAGAUCUCAGGGGAAGAAGAUUCAAAUCACAAUUGAAAAAGAGUAUUCAAGGUUAUUGGGAAACUUGGCGUGGGCCUACAUGCAGCAAAAUAACUACAAGUUGGCCGAGGAGCAUUAUAGAAAAGCGUUAUCGUUUGAGCUAGAUAAGAACAAGCAGUGCAACCUUGCAAUCUGCUUGAUGCACAUGAAGAGAACAUCAGAAGCUAAGUUUCUGCUUCAAACCAUAAAAGCUUCAUCUGAAUGUGAGCAGAUGGACGAAACAUAUGCUAAAUCAUUUGAGCGUGCUGUUCAGAUGCUGAACGGAUUAGAAUCGCCGUCAGAUGUAAAGCCCAUUUCACAUGAAGAAAAAAACUGUCAUGAAAUCCCAAUACCUUCCUCAUCCUCUGAUUAUAGAAACCAGAAAGAAUUUUCUACUCCCACUGAUCGAGGUCAUAAUCAGGUUUUUGGCUUUGGCUCCAGAAGUUUAGCAGAUGAACACAAUGAAGCAACAGUGCUGUCAGAUGAACAGAACAGAGGAGUUUUGUUUGGACCUCAUCAUGAGAAUAAGGCUAAAUUAGGUGGUUAUGACAAGAGAAACGCAAACUGCACAUCAUUGGGACUAAGAAAUUUUUCACACUCUUCCGAUCAGUAUUUGUUCAUGGAUACAGUUAAGAAAGGACCUUACAUGGAAAUACCAUGUGAAAGAAGGUACGAUUAUGGCAGCAAAAGACACGGCAAAUGGGUUAGUUUUACCGGAACAGAUGUGGGUUCUGUUUGCAAGAAGACUUAUUGUACUCCAAUUCAUAGAACAGAAACUCCAAAGUUUCCAUUUACGCAACCGAGAAGUGGUUCAUGGUCAUUCUCAAACGAGGAUCAGGGAAGGGCAUUUGGGAGACAGGAUACAGCAGCUGGCUGCAAUCGCAAAUUAUCAUUUGAACAACCUAUGAUUAACAAAAAUGUGCAGGGAACACUUGGAAAAUCAGAAAUUCAUUUACCAUUUAUAGGUGGAGACUGGAGAAAUACGUCGUGCGGAAAUCACACUGAAGUGGAAAGCAGUGGGGACUGGAGACAGAGGUCAAGUGGAGAUCACGCUGAAAUGAGCAAUAGAUCGAUUUUACAGCCUUUUGGGAAUGGAGUGUGGAAAAGGAAUUUCCAGGAUGAUGGUGGGCAGACAAAUAAGGACACCAAAGAAAAUAAUUUGCCUAUGGGAUUUUCUUCUGAGAGAGGUGAUCAUAGUUCUGUAGACAGAAAGAGAUUGUCAGAAAUGGUUGAACCCUUAGCAGAAAGUCUGAAGUCGACUCAUGAACUACAAAGCCAAAGCCAUCCUAUUUUUGGAGAUCUGAACCUGGUUCAAGACUGCUCAAUGUGCCAAAGUAAGAAGAGUUGGGCAGAUAUGGUUGAAGAAGAUGAACAGGAGUUGUUCGAUGGCAGAACUCCAAGAAACUGGUCUGAAGGCUUGAACAAGGGGGAAGAGUUUAAUGACGAGAACAUAAAUACAAAUAUAAUUCAUGAAAGUCCUACUCUGCUGAAUCAGGUCGACAAUUUCAGCCAAAAGAUUGAAUCACUUGAUUUGGUGGACGGAUAUUACACUCAACCUCAGAAGGCUGAUUCAUCAAUGAAUCGAACAGUUCAGCGUUCAUUAAGUUUUGAUCACCAUCAGAAGCCUGAAACAGCAGAAAAUUACCAUUUGUCACCAUUGCCGAAGAAGGCCCUGAGCUUUGAAGGUUAUAAUUCUGGGAAUGAUACAAAAUUAAACAGAAGAAGCAGGCUACCUGUUUUCCAGGACAUUACUCUUCUUUCAGAAAGUCCACGACCUUGAAAUGAAUUCUGCGUCAUACUGACAAGCAUUAGCAUGAAUUGAAACUGCAGAGUGUGCUCAUUUUUGUUUGUCUGGGGUCUUUCAGUGCGUCUUUACUUGUUCGUUCCUUCUGUGUAUAGCCUUGUACAGUCG